Messenger RNA from Nomia melanderi (Alkali bee), 1755 nucleotides. It is a transcript of the gene Lamp1, whose product is annotated as lysosome-associated membrane glycoprotein 1. The record is from RefSeq and is a predicted model, not a curated record. Gene Ontology annotation, biological process: establishment of protein localization to organelle. Gene Ontology annotation, cellular component: lysosomal membrane; late endosome membrane; plasma membrane. Lineage: Eukaryota; Metazoa; Arthropoda; Insecta; Hymenoptera; Halictidae.
AAUUUCAUUGGUGACUUUCAGUAGUCAGAGUGGGAUGGAAAAGUAUUCUCAUCCUCGGUCUACGAGUCGAGGCAAAGUGCAUUUGUGAACGACAUUUUAAGAGAACGGAGUUUCAUUGAACUUCCUUACAUUUUAUGUCAUACGCGACGAAUUUCCACAUAUUCUCUGAAUUUAUAACCCAGUUCUGAUUCCCUCAAUAAUUACAACGUCGAAACUUUUGGUGAUUUCUGCUUAUUUCCAGCGAACUGGAAUUCACGAUGAUGUCGAAGUUUUUCCUACUCCUCUGCUUUACAACGCUUCACGUUUUGGUACCUAAUGUCGCCUUGCCUCAAAAGAAUGAUGAUACACAGAGUUCCAAAAGAAAUGUAUUAAAUGCGAUAAUACAGCGUGAUGCACCUGUGUUGGAGUCCUCAGUUAAUGGCGAGAAAAACAUACAAUCACAGGAACAUACAAAUCCUACUGAAACUCCCACAACUACAUUGCCACCAGAUAGUACAACUGUUCCUACCACAACAACUAGUACAACUGUUCCAACCACUACAACUAGUACAACUACUCCAACCACUACAACUAGUACGACUACUCCUACAACUACAACUAGUACAACUACUCCAACCACUACAAGUAGUACUACUUCGACCACUCCAACUAUUCCAACUACUACAGUUCAACCAGUGACUACUACACCAUUACCUCCUGAAAAUCCUGGCAAAUGGAUAGUAAAUGGAACAACUGAAGUAUGCAUUGUUGUACAAAUGUCAGCACGGUUCAAUGUUACUUAUCCAACGGGGAACAGAACGGUUUCCUAUAAAAUAUUUGAUAUGCCGAGUGACAAUAUAACUACAAGAGCAAGUGGAAACUGUGGCAAACUUGAGCAAGUGAUCACCUUGAUGUGGUCCUCUAAAAAUGAAAAUAAUGCUAAUAUGACACUACACUUUGUGAAAAACGAAAGUACAAACCAUUAUUCUCUUCACCAUUUGGAGGUCAUCUUACCAUCAACAGAUUUUCCAAACACAACAUUCAAUGGAUCCAUGGUUCUAGUACACGAAGCGUCUAAUUAUGUAGCUGAAUUAACAAAUUCCUAUAGAUGCUUAAAGGAGCAAAGGGUAAACUUAAAAUUGAAUGGUACUAAACAAGAACCUGGAUUUGUAACAUUAUCAGGGUUACAAUUCCAAGCAUUCAAAACUGAUAAAUCCACUACUUUUGGUUUAGCUAAGGAUUGCGCUUUCGACACACCUGACGUUGUACCGAUAGCAGUAGGUUGUAUACUCACAGGAUUAGUAACCCUAGUUUUACUCGCGUACUUGAUUGGACGCCGACGAAACCAAGCUCGUGGCUAUCUUAGCAUGUAAUUUUUCUAUUAUUUUUUAUUUCUCAUCAAUUAUGUCGAUAAUCUACGUUUAUGUACUGCAUGUUAAUACCAAACAGAUUAUGGUCUUUUUUUAAAUCUUAGAAGUUACUAUUUCAAAAAUAGUUUUGAUUAAAAUUUUGUUUCUAAUCAAAGGACUUUAAAUCAAGUAUGUAGCGACGAAAGUUUUCAUAGAAAUUGUUCUUCCUUUAGUUAAUUUACAUGUACAGGGAAUUUUGUAAUAAUAAUAUUUCAACAGAACAAAAGCAUUAUUGGUCAAUAUGCUUCGCUCGUUUCAAAUUGUAAUUAAUAUUAAAUAAUGUUUUUUUUAUGUAAUGUAAUUAGGUUGCUCGCAAAACGUGUUGAAAAAUAUUUUUAGAAAAUAAAAACUCUAAUUCGAAACUAUA